ACAAAUGUCACUUUUUGUAGUUUGAAAAAAUGGCGCCCCACGGCCACCACAGUUGCGAAGGUGAUAAAAAUCAUGAUGACACCCCUGAAAUGGGGGUUCAGUACAGCUUAUACGCAAAAAUUGAUAAAGAAAAUUUAGAAUGUUUAAAUGAACUCACGGAAGGAUCCGGAAAAUUGGUGUUUAAACAAUGGGAAGAUCGUCUAAAUUUUGUAGAGUAUGUUGAAUCGGAUGCAGAUGAGGAAUUACUUUUUAAUAUUCCAUUUACGGGAAAUAUUAAACUCAAAGGAAUUAUAGUGGUAGGAGAAGAUAGCGACUCACACCCUUCCAAAAUGAGGCUGUACAAAAAUAGGCCUCAUAUGACUUUUGACGAUGUUCGUAUACCUGCAGAUCAAGAGUUCGAUUUACACACUGACUCAUCUGGCACUUUAGAGUAUGCAACGAAGAUUGUACUCUUUAGUUCCGUACAUCAUUUAAGUAUCCAUUUUCCAAGUAACUUCGGCGGUGAUCAAACACGUGUUUAUUAUAUCGGUUUGAAAGGCGAAUUUACAGAGGCUCAUCGGCAUGGUGUCACCAUUUGUACUUAUGAGGCUCGGCCAAACGUUUACGAUCACAAAAAUCCUCUUGAGGAUAAUGUUUCCCAUCAAAUUCAAUAAACUCAGAUUUUAUGUUUUGAUAAAGUUGUAUCUAAUAGUAAAUGUGUAAUAUUUA
Messenger RNA from Photinus pyralis (common eastern firefly), 708 nucleotides. RefSeq names its product PITH domain-containing protein GA19395. Gene Ontology annotation, cellular component: nucleus. The coding region runs from base 30 to 653 and encodes 207 amino acids. The record is from RefSeq and is a predicted model, not a curated record. The transcript has 4 exons. NCBI's taxonomy places the organism in Eukaryota, Metazoa, Arthropoda, Insecta, Coleoptera, Lampyridae.